CACAUUAACGGUAGACACGACAGUUUGAUCCCUAGUUCAUUCACAAAGCUGACUCUUGAAAACUGCAUUCUACAGUAUCUAAGUUACUCUCUUAAGUACAGUACGACAAACAAACCUGCAAUUGGCCGAACAGGGUUUUAAAACGUCACUCUAAAGCAUCAAUUAGGAAGUCAAUUCGUGCUUGUUUAGGAAGUUUUAAUUUUUGAUAAAAAGGUGUUAAAGAUGUUUGAUCUGUGUGAGCGCUGUGACGAAGACAAGUUCUGAUCUAAAAGUAAGUUAAAGGCCUGGAACAGCCUGACACAGAAGAAAAGAGGAUUACUUCAUUAAGGUACUUCAUUAACCUUGAAGAAGAUCAUAGGAAGUAAUGGCACGUCCUGCGCAACGCGGCUAUGCAAUGCAUGCCACAACAGCCGUGUUGUGUUUUAGCUUUCUUGUGUUUACACUCGGCGCUCAACCCAGAAAGGAUUGCACCGUUUCGCGCGUAUAUGUCAGCUACUCCAUCAGAUCCAAUGGAAACCAAACCACAGACACGAUCGCCAUCUUGACCAAGGAGCUUCAAGCUAUGGAGAACAAAACUGGAUUUUGCGGCGCGAAUGAGAGCAUAUUCGAAAGCAAAAACACCAUCGAAUUGAAUACAAGUAUCGCCAACUUUGACGAACUUGUAAAGGAACUAGAAAAAGCCCUUAAAGUAGGAUUCAACACUAGCGUGGAUCUGCUACCACGCCUUUUUAUUUUCUCCUCAGAGAUAACUUCAAGCAAUACAUCUGAUGAUCUGUUGGCAUCUGCAAAGCAUCUUAUAGGGAGUACCCAAGGGGUCGGUGCUGUCACCCUGGAGUCAACUAAUAACUCACGAGUGGAUUUGGGGAUCUGGAGGCAAUUCUCGGGAGCGAUAUUUCCCUCAGUGGCUCUCUCGUUUCUCUCCGAACCGGCUAAGAACGGAUCCAUCGGAAACAUCUCUGUUGAGCCAAGCUCUGUUGCCAUGUAUAUCUACUCGCCUAAGCCGGCAGUUGACGUUUACGAUGUUAUAUUUGACUUUUAUGUUUCCAGUUGUUUUAACGUGUCCGAUACGUCACUUCCUGAGUACACGUCUGUUAUUCGAAACAUUGAAGAGUACUUUGGAAACUUAACAGCAUCAGUAAAUAUCCUGGAAGUUGAUUUGACUAAGUGUCAAGUGCCACAGAGUGUAGCCUUUACCGUUGAAAACAAGAUACAAGUGUCUGUUCGACUAAAUAUGACAUCGCUGUAUCAAGACCCUAGCAAACUUACUGCUCUUCUAAGCUGUAACUUCAAUGACCUUAAGAUUGAUAACAUGGAAGUGAUUCUUCUCACUCCAACAUCUAUGGCGGCGUCGAUGGCUACAAGCUCAAAGAAAGUGUGUCCUUCUUCGGCGCCUACUACUACCACCAAUCCCACUCCGUCUGUCACAAACGGAAAUAGCCCUAUCCCCAGUGGGACGCCGACCCAAGGCGUGGUCCUACCAGUGGGACGAACCCCGAGGAUAUUUUUGCGGCUACGACUCGCUCUAACGUGGAGCCAGUUCUGUGGUAAACUCGAGGACUCUUUAAAGCACCAGAUUGCAAAGAAUGUAGCAGAUAAGAAGAACAACCCUAUUUCCGCCUCCAGGAUAGUGUAUAUCAAUACGCAGAGGGACUGCGCGGACUACGCCAAGAGCAACCAGCAGGUCGACUUGUGGUGGUACGUGCGAAACAGAACCCACCCUGCCAGGCCCUCGCGGUGCGUGACACUCAAUGCGUAUCGUACGCUAAAGACCAUCAUUGAUAACGGUAACACAAGACUCCUGGGCACAGACUUCGAAGGAAAGGUCAUCAAAGUGGAGCUAGCAGGUUGUGAUUCCGGUCAGUUCAUCACGAAGUCCUCCAUGCCUGACUCGACCCUAAUUAUCAUACUGGUGUCGGUGGCUGUCGGCGUCAUUCUCCUCGUGUUGGCUUGCUGUUGUCUUUGUUGUGGCGCUAGACGGCGAAGGAGAAGACGGUCUAAGGAGUCAGGAGGCAACUUGGAGCUAGUUUAUGUCGAUGGUGGAGAAACCGAUGCCGGGAAAGGAGCAAAGAAAAACAAAAAGAAAAAGAAAGAUCAAAAGAAGAAAGGUGGCGACGGUGGUGAUAAGGAAGACAAGAAAAAACGUGGGAAGAGCGGUGAGAAAAAGGAUGAAGAUCAGAAAGAAGACGCGGAUGGUGAUGGAAAGAAAGGAAAAGAUAAUGACGGAUACGAAGACAUAAACUCUAACCUGGAAAAAGCCAAAGAAGCCCCACCCACCGAGGAAGUUAAAAGCUACGAAAAUGCCGCGUACGGACUGGGGGAUAGAAAACCCAGCGCCUCGUAUGCCGAGCUGAGCGGAGGGACUGGUAACGAAUAUGGGCAAAUCCACCGUUCAGGGACUGGGUCUAGUGAGAACAAUUACGAGCCGAUUGGCGCUGGUUUGACUGGGGUCGCAGUGGCUGCUGGUACUGCUGCUGUGAACGCAAAGAAGCACAGUCCACCUGAAAGCCCUGCACCAGCAAUAGUCACCAGUCCCGCGCAGGAUACUGCAACCGCGUCUAAUACAGGAAGGCUGGGCAGCACUUCCGGCACACCUGACACACGGCGUGGAUCUGCUAUCUUCGGGGGAGGGGGAGGAGAAGGGUCCCCUGGGUCUCGCCGUGGCUCGUCCAAUCUAAGAGACAUUGAUGACGAGCAGUUGAGGGAGAGGCGCCGGUCAUCCAUCCACUGGCUUGAGGACGAGGCAGAACCACUCAAGCACAAGACCGCGACAGUGGGAAUCGUGGGGCUGGCACUCAGGAACAAGAACGAGAAGAAGAAGGAAACGGAAUUCAAGAAUCUGGACAAAGAUAUGCCAGGACCUGACGCUUUCCCUCCGAACACUGCCAGCAAAAACAGGAACCCAGAGAUUCUACCGCAUCCCCGCACCCGAGUGAAGCUCAACGCAACUCCGGAUUACAUCAACGCAAACUAUCUUUAUGACCAUAAGGGUCAGCGGCGUUACAUUGCUACCCAGCAUCCUAUGCGAGAGACGAUGGCAGAUUUUUGGCAGAUGGUCUGGGAGACUGGAUCUGGUCACAUCGUGAUGGUCAACGAUGAUCAAAAGAACAAAGAGGCUGAUUAUCCAUUUUACUGGCCGACCACGGAGAGUGGAACGGGAAAAUAUGGAUCAAUGAGCGUUACAACCAAGACGAUCACAACUAAACCCGACUAUACCAUCACCGCCUUGAUUCUCACCAAUAAUACGACAGCACCGCCGUCCACACGAGAGAUAUCGCAUUACCAGUUCACGUCGUGGAAGGAGAAGACCACGCCAAACGUGGCGCUCUUCGUGGGCUUUGUGGUGGCCUCGCGUGAGGUCAGCAAGAAGUACGAGCAGGAAAAAGACGCGCCGGUCAUCGUGCACUGCAGCGAUGGUCAGGGCUUCACGGGCGUCUUCGUGGCUUUGGACAUCGGUGUUCGAAGCCACGAGGAAAGCAAGACCUCAGUCGUGGAUCUCUUCGAGGUCGCCAAGCGCCUACGUCAAGCUCGAUGCGGGAUCAUCAGCUCACUACCGCACUACAACUUUAUCUACCAGUGCUUGUACGAAUACACAGUUAACUAUGACGAAGAAGCCGAGAAGAAAUAAUCUGUGCGGAUCCAUCAGCAAAGAGCAGCAAAUCUGUCAUCACGGCCGAUAGGCAAUGUAUCAACAUAUUUUUCUUCUAUGAGGGAGAACUCUGUAAAGUCUUCUUUUUAUGUAGUGUGGUAGGAAGUAUAGUUGGGGAAGCUAAACUAUCUUAUUAACUAAAUAUUGGCUAUUCUUAUGAGGAAAGUUUUAUUGUAUUUUGCAUUUUACACCAAACUAGCUUCUUUUCUUUUCUUUUUUUUUUUUUGGGGGGGGGGGGGGAGAGGGGGGUUAUGUUCCUACUCCCCCUUCCCCUGUCAGUACAAACAUAUAGGGGAACCCCCUGUCAAGUAUUCAUUUUAGAAGAUCACGUAUACAAGGUCCCUUGAUUGAUGUUUUUAUUUUAUUUUGUAGCUUAUGUGUUAUGUUAAAGAUCUUUCGAAACUUUGGAGCCUAUAGGAGAAGGGGUAUGAAGGGGGGAAGGGGGCUGGGCUGGCGGGGUUUGGUGGCCUGUCAGGGGGGUAACGCAACUAUUUGAUAUCUGACGGUUAAAGCAGGUUUUAAUCAUUUGUUUUCUAUACUAUUAGCGUCCAGAUGGGAUGUUACAUUUUUCUUUGGAAUUUCGCUGUGCCCUCAAAGCAAGUUGUGCUGUUUCUUUUCAUUUUCUCAGGGGGAGGGGGUGGGUUGAAUUUCGUUACCGCGCUGUCAGAUAUAUAAAGGGUAUUGAAGAGAAGUGUAGAAGUCCGCUUGUAAUGCAUAACAAGAUUGGCUAGAUUACCUCAUUGUUCUGUUGUAUCCCCGUUCUUCGUCUGCACCAAUCUAUUGUGGUGAAAUCUUCUGAUAGUUUCUGCAUAACCCGUAUUGAAUGUCUGUCCCUUCCCCCCCCCCCCCCCCCCUACCCACAAGAGCAUUUGCCAUUUCCUAAUUGUAUUAACCUUUCCAACUUUAUUUAGAACAGUAUCACGAUAUUUUGCGUUUUCAAUUCCAUAAUGUUUUUGUAGCAAUAAGUAAUCAUUUUAAUAAAAGUUUGACAUUCUUA
Nematostella vectensis (starlet sea anemone) is the source of this 4643-nucleotide messenger RNA. RefSeq lists its product as uncharacterized. Gene Ontology annotation, biological process: protein dephosphorylation. The transcript is spliced from 17 exons. The record is from RefSeq and is a predicted model, not a curated record. Gene Ontology annotation, molecular function: protein tyrosine phosphatase activity. The coding region runs from base 365 to 3625 and encodes 1086 amino acids. NCBI's taxonomy places the organism in Eukaryota, Metazoa, Cnidaria, Anthozoa, Actiniaria, Edwardsiidae.